Messenger RNA from Alligator sinensis (Chinese alligator), 3629 nucleotides. RefSeq names its product cathepsin F. Gene Ontology annotation, molecular function: cysteine-type endopeptidase activity. The transcript is spliced from 15 exons. Gene Ontology annotation, cellular component: lysosome. The record is from RefSeq and is a predicted model, not a curated record. The coding region runs from base 1 to 1248 and encodes 415 amino acids. NCBI's taxonomy places the organism in Eukaryota, Metazoa, Chordata, Crocodylia, Alligatoridae.
AUGGGCGUGGUGGUGGUUGGCGGCUGGGGGAUCCCCACCCUGGUCAGCAAUUGGCUGCUGGUUACAAAUGGCAUCAAGUACUUCCUGGACGUGACCCUGCUGCGGGGACCGUGUGACCUGGUCUCCUGCGGGGAGCUGGAGCAGGUGUCCUGCCAGUUUGAGGUCUGGAGCCAGCCCUGGGCCAGCCGGCAACGGCUGAUGAAGCAGGAGUGUCGCCCAGCAGAGCUGGCAGAGAGAGUCCAGGAGCCGGCCCAGACCCUGGGGGGGCUGGACGAGACCCCAGGCGGGGUGAGCGAUGCUGAGGGACCUUCUCAGCCGGGCCAGAAUGCAUCACUCCAGCUAGCAGCCCUCUUCAGGGACUUCAUGAGCACCUACGGGAAACACUACAAGGAUGAGGAAGAGGCUGCACAACGGUUCGGGAUCUUCGUGGACAACAUGGCCAAGGCGCAGUGGCUGCAGGCGCUCGACCAGGGCACGGCCCAGUAUGGGGUCACCAAGUUCAGCGACCUCACAGAGGAGGAGUUCCGCUCCCUCUACCUGAACCCGCUGCUGGCCAAGCUGCCGCCGCGCCCAAUGAGACGGGCUGAAGCCCCCCGGGACCCACCCCCCGCCAGCUGGGAUUGGCGGGAGCAUGGGGCUGUCACCAGCGUCAAGGACCAGGGCAUGUGCGGCUCCUGCUGGGCCUUCUCUGUCACUGGCAAUGUGGAGGGGCAGUGGUUCCUUCGUCGUGGGGACCUGAUCUCGCUCUCGGAGCAAGAGCUGGUGGACUGUGACGGGCUGGAUCAUGCCUGCGGAGGGGGGCUGCCCUCCAACGCCUACGAGGCCAUUGAGAGCCUAGGCGGGCUGGAGACCGAGAGUGACUACAGCUAUGAGGGGCACCGGCAACGCUGCAGCUUCUCCUCGGACAAGGUGGCCGUCUACAUCAACAGCUCAGUGGAGAUCUCCCGGGACGAGGAUGAGAUUGCCGCCUGGCUGGCCAAGAACGGGCCCAUCUCUAUCGCCCUCAACGCCUUCGCUAUGCAGUUCUACAAGAGGGGGGUCUCCCACCCCCUUCGCUUGCUCUGCAACCCCUGGAUGAUCGACCACGCUGUGCUGCUGGUGGGAUAUGGCACCCGGGGCCGCACGCCGUACUGGGCCAUCAAGAACAGCUGGGGCGAGGACUGGGGGGAGCAGGGUUAUUACUACCUGCACCGUGGCAGCCGAGCCUGCGGCAUGAAUACUAUGUGUAGCUCCGCCCUUGUGGUCUAGGCCCUGCCCCCUCACCUCUUGCCCUGCCCUCACCCCCCCCAGAGAGAACCCAGGUGUCCUCCAAAGGGGCGGGGGGCGCAGAAUCACUGCACUUUAGAGUCUAAUCUAAGCUUGGGGGUGGCGCUAGACCUCAGGCCCCACCCUUCCAUCUCCAUUGGCUGCUAAGCCCUGACCCCUGGUUUCCCAGCAUGCCCAGUUCCUCCCAGUUGGAAAGGGUCACUCAUACUGGUACUAGCCCUUCCCCUACUAGUUAGCAAUUGGGAUCUCGGGGGUGGGACUGGGCGCAGCACGGUGGGAACCCAGGAGUGCAGGCUACCCCUUCCCCAGUGAUGGGCUGGACCUGCAGGCACUUGGCCCCUGCAUGCCCUGGUUCUCUUCCCCAGCUGGGGUGAGAAAGCAAGCCCAGCCCCUCUGCCCCUUCUUGGGGAAUGCACACGCAUGUGGGUGCAUGUGUACACAUAUCUGGCUGCGCUGGGAAGGGGUAUCCAUGUGCACAAAGGUAGCAUGGAUCUCUGCAUGCAUAGGGUAGUAAGCAGGGGUGUGCGUGCACAUGCUGGGAGUAGUGUGUAGAUGUGACGUGUGCAUGGGGUCUGUAUGUAUGUGUUCAUAUGUUCAGGGAAUCAUACAUGCACAUGUGCAUAGUGUGUACGUGGGUGUGGACAUGUUUGGAUAGUGUGCAUAUGUGUGUGCAAGUAUGUACAUGCAUGUGGAUUGCAGUGUACAUGCGUGCACGUUUGUGGUAUUGCGUACAUGCACGUGCACAGUAUACAUGUACAGGGGUGUGUGCUGAUGAUACACAGGCAGUCCUCGGACUCACGACACAAUUGGUUCCUGAAAACUGUCUUAAGUCAAAACGUCAUAACUCAGGACCAAUUUUCUCAUAAGAAACAGUGUUAUAAAUGGGGGAUUGGUUCCUGAACCAAGACCCGGUACUCUGUUGUCACCAAAAAUACCCCAGAAUUUGGUACUCGAUCAGUUAGAGAUGAGUAAUAUAGCUACAUUAAUGUAUUUAUACUGUAAAUAGUGAUCCUGUUGAUUUGGAAGGAUGUCUUUGAGGUGACUUUGCUGGAAUUUUUGAAAGGAUCUUGGGUGGAUGUUUUGAAGGGCUCUUGGCUGGAGUCUUCUCAGGAAUCCUGGCUGCUUUCUUAAAGAAAGUGUCCCAGGAAGUUAGGACAGACGUUCUCUAGGGUGUUGGGUGACACAGCGAACUUGUUCGCUGGCAUGGCGUCGCAUCGGAUCAAGCGUUGUAAAGUCAAAACUGGCGUCAUAAACUUGAAACAGGGUGUUGUUCUAAACAUUGUAAGGCGAGGACUGCCUGUACAUACAUGUGCAAUAGGGUGCGUGGUCUUUCACAUGGGUUUGUAUGUGCACGUGGGAAGGUGCAAGUAUGGCUGUAGCAUGUAUUCUCACGUUGGGGUGGCAGGUGCACAUGGGGGACAAGGGUGCAGGUGUGGUGUGUACACAUGCCACAUGCAACCUCAUGUGCACACGUUUUGGGGUGGCAUGUGCAUGCAGGGCUGUGCACAUGGGGUGUGAAUGGGUGCACAUGCAUGGGAGAAGCUGUAAGCGUGUGGCAUGAAUCUUCCGUGUGCUCUGUAGGGUACAGACACGGCUGGUGUGUGCCCAUGUAGAGGGCCAAGGAUCUGGGGUGCAGGCACAUGCUGUGUGCACACGUUCCUCGCGGGGGGGUGCUUGUGUGCACACAUUCCCAUGUAGUCAAGAAGUAAGUGUGUGGCUGGUGAUGGAUACGAGGGCAGGGAUAGGAGGUGCAAGGAGCUGUGGCGGGUGCAUGUGUACACCUGUGUGGGCAGGCGUGUGUAUGUGAGAGCCACACGUGUGCACAUCCCCACGGGACCCCAAACACUAAGUAUUACUAGUAUUAAUCCGAGUUGACACGAUAUGGUAAUCCCAGGGGGUAGAGCUCAAGGCAGAGGCGUGGCCAAUAGAGAACCCGCCCCCUCUCUUUGUAGCUCCGCCCCCUCCUCCCCGUGUGACGCAGUAGCGCCUCUCCUUAGCACUAUCCCCUGGUUCGCUCAGGACACAGGAACUGAACUAACACGCUGCACUUUGCGUUAGCGCCGGGGCGCAGGGAGCACGGCCUCCUGGCCUCGUACGAAUUAGCUGCACUAAGCGCGGCAGCCAGCUGGCUGCUCCUGGGGCAGAAGCCUGUGCUCGGCGCGUGCUUCCACCCGGGCUGGAUCUUCUACCGGAUUGGACCGCUGGUCCUCCCAGCCCUGGCUCUCCUCGGCUCUGAUUGGCUGGUGCCUCCCUCAGGGCAGGGGCGAGGAAACCCGCGGGAGCGGGGGCUGGAGGGCAGGGCGGGAUCUGCCGGAGCCCCGUGACCGCGUGUGCCAGGCUGCUAAUAAACGCCGCGUGCCCCA